GCAUAAUAUAAUUUAGAAUUUAGUUGGCGACCGCUAAGCGUCGAGGUUGGAACUUUUCGCGCAGCAAUUUGUGGCCUGCACAGGCUGCGAAAUUGUUGAGUGAAUUAAUUUUUUUUUCCUGAAUCGAAACUCCAGUCAACAGUCAGUGAUCGGUGGCCAGUGGAAAGUGCAGCACGUACUUUCGGAAUGAAGCCUAAGAAAGGCGCAUUUGCCAACUCCUCGUCGGGUUAUGGCAAAUCGCGGAACAGUUUUCGCAAUAAUGCGGGCAAGCAGGAGGAAGCCGACGCCAAGGUGGAGGAGAAGCUCAAGGCUGACAAGGCCAAGGAGUUGCACUCGGAGAAUGAUCUGAACUCUGGUUUUGGCGAUUAUCUGCGCUCGCCGGAAGCCGUGGAGAUUAUGAAGCUCUUUGUUUUCGCCAACACCAUCAUGCUGAUUGUUACAAUGGCCUGGCCGAAUUUCAAAGAGCAGUACUACAUGUUGCGAGAAUGGUUGGAGUCCUUCCAAGUGGCGCAGUAAAUUGUGUAAGGCAACAAAAAAUAUUCAAGAGAAUUACAAUAUAAAUAUUAACUAAAAAACUAGAAAACAAAGCAUACUUAUAUAUUAUAACCAGAAAUAAUCCAAAAGUGAAGAAACAAGAAUACAAUAACUGUUUAUCAACAUACUAUAUAUUAUAUAACUAUUACAUAUUGACAUAUAAUAAGUUUGAAAAUGGUCGGACCCUUCAUGCAGGGUGUGCUGCUCAUGGGCAUUAUCUAUUGGUACACCAAGGGUAUGCUCUCGCUGAUCAACGACUACUAUCGCAACGAAAUUCUGCGUAAGAUACAAACCAACGAACCGUUGAAUGAAUCGGGCGAUUUUAUUUAUGUCGAUCAAAUAGUCGAACAUCAUUUGGCGCAGAUCAACGAUGGGGAGCAGCAACAAGGUUUUGAGCAAAUAACGAAUGAGCUGAGAAUUAAUAACACUAGUGUUGUAGGAAUGCAAAAGCAAGAAACAAAAUAUAAAAACGUGGACAUUAAAGGCGUCUGCAUACGUGAGCAACGUCUGCAAGAGUUCUUUAGAUUAAUGGAAGUAACAAAAAACAUUUGUUGGUUAAAUGAGACGAUUUGGACGACGGCAAUAUGAGCUACCACAAUAUAUACAUGAAAAUAUAUUAAAUAUACUAUACACAUACAUAUACUUAAAGGCGCCUAAAUAUUGGCCUAUAUAAAUGUCUAUUAAAUAAUUUGUUUAAAAAUGUUGCAGGAAAAUAAUCAAACAUAAAAAUGCUUAUAUACAAGCAAUUACAUAUAUGAUAUAUAUUUACUCAAGAUAUUUAUUCACUCUAACUAACUAUGUAUAACGGUAUUUCGUUUGCCAUAUGUAAAACGCGCGUAAUGCGAAAAGAUCUCAGUUAAAUGCUUAGGCAACUUCUCCAAUACACACGUACGCUUUAUAUCCUACUCAAUAUAAUCUAUAAUCUAUUCUUAUUACUUAUUACACAAUAUUUGAUUUUAUUGACAUUAAAGCUUACAAUUUAUCAUCAAUAAUACAAGGUUAUGAACCAACUUUGCUAAGAACUCAAAUGAUGUUUACGAAUAUACGUAUAAAUAAAUAUAUAAAAAUACAAAAAAAUAUAGAGAAAAUAUUAAAUAAAAAAUGAAUUACAGUUACUCAUA
Bactrocera dorsalis (oriental fruit fly) is the source of this 1655-nucleotide messenger RNA. RefSeq lists its product as uncharacterized. Bases 187 to 516 code for a protein of 109 amino acids. The transcript is spliced from 2 exons. Lineage: Eukaryota; Metazoa; Arthropoda; Insecta; Diptera; Tephritidae. The record is from RefSeq and is a predicted model, not a curated record.